This is a messenger RNA of Candidula unifasciata, 4776 nucleotides long. NCBI's taxonomy places the organism in Eukaryota, Metazoa, Mollusca, Gastropoda, Stylommatophora, Geomitridae. The record is from the annotation of a GenBank genome assembly.
AUGCCUCGAAGACAUUUGGAUAAAAAUGAACGAGGGCCUAAACUAAAUGAACCUGUUUGUAUUGGAGAAGAUGUGAAAAUUGGAAUUCACUUGGCAAUAGAACGAUUUAGAUUGGAUGCUACUCAACAGGAGUUGUGUUUCCCUUCAUCCCUGUCAACAACUGAAAGAGCUUACAUACAUCGCUACUGUAAUCAGCUGAGUGAUUUGAAGGCUAGAAGCAGAGGCCAUGGUCAGAAUCGAUGUAUAUCAGUACGCAAAAUUGAAGGUGGAAGGAAAGGCACAACAUUGCCAUCUCUGUUUUCUCUGGCCCAUAAUGCCUCUCAAGUGAAUGCUGUGCUCAGCAAGUACCCUGUAACAGCGAAGGAGAAGCAAGAUUUGACACCGCAGCUUGUGAAGUCUGCAAAUGCUAAUGAAAGUCGAGACAAGUCAAACUUUGGACGCUUGACCAAUGUGGUCCCCCAAAUACCAGCGAAGCGAGGAACUUCAGAGCUGGGCAAGUUCCGUGAGAUGCUUCCGGUAUUUCAGAUGGGAAAUAAAAUUAUGGACGUCAUAAAUGCCAAUAGGGUGGUGUUGAUUGCAGGAGAGACUGGUUCUGGUAAAACAACUCAGGUUCCCCAGCUAAUUUUAGAUGACUGCUCUGAGAAAAAGGAAGCUUGCCGUAUGUUAUGUCCUCAGCCUAGAAGGAUAGCUGCUGUAAGCAUUGCAGAGAGAGUAGCAGCGGAGAGGGGAGAGCGCCUUGGGCAUACUGUUGGUUACCAGAUCAGACUUGAAAGCAAAAUUUCACAGAAGACUGUGCUUACUUUCUGCACAACUGGUGUCCUGUUGCGGACAUUAAUGGGAGGGGAUGCUUGUCUGAGUAGUGUCACACACAUCAUUGUGGAUGAGGUGCAUGAAAGAGACAGAUUUACAGAUUUUCUCCUACUGUGCUUGAAAGAGGCAUUGCCACAUCACCAGAAUCUGCGUGUGAUUUUAAUGAGUGCUACAUUGAACACAGACUUGUUCUCUGAGUAUUUUAAUUGCUGCCCAAUAGUCUCAGUUUCUGGAAAUAUGUUUCCUGUUGAAGAGUAUUUUCUCGAAGACAUUUUGAAAUGGACUGCAUAUAAGAACAAGGCAAUGGACAAGGCGUUGUUGACGACGCAGAAAUCAAAAGUUCAGGAAGAGUGCCUGAGUGAAUGGUGCAGUAAGCAGCUGAACAUUGCUGAAUCUGCAAUAGGUAGUGGAACAGAGGAAGACUCUGAUGUUACCACAUCAGAUAACGCAGAGCUGGGAGAAGAAAAGGAAGAACUGGAACCAUGGGUGAUCGAAGAGAUGGACAGACUGCUAAGAGAGGUGUGGUUGACUGGCAGUGAGGAGCUUUUCCAUCAGAUUCUGUAUCUGAUCAGUAGUGAGAAUGUCAGUGUUGACUAUGUGCAGUCUGAAACGAGUACGACACCACUGAUGAUUGCUGCUGCUCGAGGAUUCAUUAACGUUGUGGAGCACUUGCUGAACCUUGGAGCCGAUGCUGGUCUCAGAACAUCCAACAACUGGACAGCUCUGGACCUGGCCAAGAAAUUUCAGAGGAAUGACAUUCUGGAGUUGCUGGAGGCCCACCUAGCAUCGCUGGAUUUGGCUCAUAAUACAGUCAGCGAAGACUUGCAGCUGGUCUCGGAGGAGGACAGGGAACUUCUCUCCGUCUAUCAACACAGCUUUGAUGAUGAGAAAGUGGAUAUUAAUCUGGUCACUUGUCUGAUCCACCAGAUCCAUACAGGGGAAAGAGAAGGAGCCAUCUUGGUAUUUUUGCCUGGAUAUGAUGAAAUCAUGAAUUUGAAAGUCGCUAUAACGGAGGAUGUUCGUUUUCAACAAUCCAGGUUUGUCAUCUACACACUUCACUCAUCACUGCAGUAUACUGAUCAGAAAAAGGUGUUCAAGCCAUCUCCUCAAGGAAUAAGAAAGAUAAUUUUAUCUACAAACAUUGCAGAGACUUCUAUCACCAUCAAUGAUGUUGUUUUUGUUAUUGACUGUGGCAAAGUGAAAGAGAAAACCUAUGAUGCUCUGACAUCCUUGACAAUGCUAAAAAGCAACUGGAUAUCCAAAGCCAGUGCUCUGCAGCGAAAGGGAAGGGCAGGGCGUUGCCAGAGCGGCAAGUGCUAUCAUCUGUUCAGCCGAUCCCGGUACAUGCACCUUCAGGACUACCAGACCCCAGAAAUUCUGCGAUUACCUCUUCAUGAGCUGUGUUUGCAUACCAAGCUGUUGGCUCCAAACUCCCAGUCAGUGGAGACUUUCCUUAGUAAAUGCCCACAGGCACCUCCACAGUUGGUCAUCAGAAAUGCCAUUCAGAAUUUGAAGAAAAUUGAUGCUCUAGACACCUUCGAAGAUAUGACAGAACUUGGUCAACACCUUGCUGAUCUGCCUAUAGAACCAAGAUUGGGCAAGAUCAUUCUGUAUUCUGUUGUGCUGAAGUGCCUGGAUCCUGUUCUCACUAUUGUCAGCACAUUGUCCUACAAAGAACCAUUUAUAAUUCCAGCCUUACCAUCAGAGAGAAGGUCAGUCAUGGGGAAAAGAAAGAAAUUUGCUGAAGAUACAUACAGUGAUCAUAUGGCUUUUCUUCGAGCAUUUCAGAGCUGGCAAAAAGCAAGAGCAGAAGGAUGGGAAAGGGCAUUUUGUGAAAAGAACUUCAUCUCCUCCUCCACCAUGGAAAUGAUUCAUGGAAUCAGAAUGCAGGUUCUGGCUCAGUUACGAGCCUCGGGUUUCCUGAGAGCCAAGGGAGCUGGUGACAUUCGAGACCUCAACACAAACUCUGACAACUGGGCAUUGGUGAAAGCUUGCCUGGUGGCAGGCACAUAUCCUAAUAUUAUACAGCGAGACCGCACAAACUGUCUCUGCACCACAACUGAGAAACGAGUCAGGUUUCACACUUCAUCUGUCCUGCAGCCAGCAACCUCGGUUACUAGUGUGCUCCCAGCAAAUUCCAUGAAGAAAUUUGUGAAGACACUUCCCUCCAAAUGGCUGAUUUAUGAAGAGAUGUCUCGAUCGCAGCGGGUUUCUCUGGCAAAGUACUGCACCUUGGUAUCACCUGCAGCUAUGUUUUUGUUUGCUGGCCACAGUAAAGUGACAACAGAUGCCAUUAAGCAGUCUGAAGAUCCAGAAGAUGGUGGUGAUAGGCAUGCUGGAAAUGUGACUGUCAAACUGGAUGAGUGGAUCUCUUUUGUGUUCGAAUCCGUGACGAAUGCAAAGACUGCAGUGCUGUUUCGAAUGAAGUGGCAUAGCCUGUUUUUGAACAGAAUGAGGCACCCAAAUCGCCCUUGGACACAGGCAGAGGAGGCAGUUCUUCAAGCUAUCUGUGCUGUUUUAACUAAUGCAGAGAAGACCAUGGGCUUUGAAAACCCAGUAGGAAUUGGUCAGCAGCCUAGAGUCUUUGAACCAACAGGCUUUGAUGAUUACUACAAUAGACCAGGCAGUACCACUGGCUACCAGCACCCAUACUAUCAUCAACAACAGCAGCAACAGCAUCUCAAUCAGCAACAUAUACAACAACAACAGCAACAAAUGUACAGAGGUCACGGCAGUGCAGCUGGCAGGGGGUACUCCAGUCAGCAUCAGAAGAACUUUCAAAGCUACACAAAAUCACAACCCAUCAACAGUGGGGCUAAAGAGGACAGCAGAGGCUCUGCUCUGAAUAACUCCUCUCAUGUAGCGUCUCCUGCCCCACCUGCAGCUACCACAAUGGCAGGCAACAAGACAACCUCUCAAACAAUAGAAGAUGGAAGAUACUUCCUGAUGAGAUGUCAUAACCAGAAGAUUAUUGACAUGUCGGAAGCCAAGGGAAUUUGGGCAUGCUCAUUUGCAAAUGAAGCCAAACUUGACAGGGCAUUUCAUAGUGGGAAAAAUGUAUUCCUCAUCUUUUGUGUGCCGGGGAAUGGAAACUUUCAGGGAUACGCAAGAAUGACUUCACCUGUCACCAGAAACAGAGCUCCAGUUUUUCCUGGGUCGGGCUUCACUGUUGUUUUUGACAUUGAGUGGAUAAAACGGGCAAUCCUUCCAUUCUCCAUGACAAAUUCAUUAUUAAAUUCUUGGAAUGAAAACAGGAAAAUCCAUUCAGGCAGAGACGGGCAGGAAAUUGAAACAAAAGUUGCUGUAGAGCUAAUGAGAAUGUGGGACACACAGCAGCUGAGAUGCCCUCAGACUGGGGGAAAGAAGAAAGCCGGUGGCCAACAAACUUUAAAGCCCACUUUUCCACAGAAGCAGCCUCAGAAAACUGAAAAAAGAAGAUCAGAAAACACCCCAUCCAGUGAUGAUCGCAGUGAUAAGGAACGGGGUGAAGUAUCUCAGUCCAGCCCCAGCCCUGCUUUGUCGACAAAUACCAACAACAGUUCUGGUGACAGCACCAGCAGAACCAGCAGUCCUGCACACAAACCUCAAGCAGAAGGAGGCGGAGGGCAGUUGCAGGGCAUCUCGGGCAGUUCCCAGCCAGGUCUCAUUAUGCAAAGCCCAGCUCAGCUAAUGCCCCAGGGUUUUGCAGCUGGGAAUGCAAACAAGAGCUACUACUCCAACACAUACCAGCAGCAGCAGCAACAACAAGGGGUGUUUGGAAAGCCCACUUUAAGUGUUGCCAACAAUGCUCCAGGUCUGAACCCAUUACUCAUGGCCCAAGCAGGUCUUAUUGGUCAAGGCCUAACUGUCGGCCCCCAGGCUGGGCUGUCACCAGUUAUGAUUCUCCAUCGAGGUCACCCCAGCCCGGCCCCGCAAACACCACAGCCACACUACUUCAGUGGGGGGCAGUACAAUCAUCAUAAAUAG